GACUUUUCAAAGUCUUCACCAAACGAUCUCUCCUAUAAAUAUCAUGUGCUGCUUUUAUUGCUUUCAGAAGAUAAACCACAACAUCAAACCAAAACCAUGGCUUCCUCAAAGGCUGUAAUUUCUUUACCCUCUAUCCUCCUCCUGGCAAUCUCUUCUUCACUUCUUCUGCUGCCCUCUCUGUUGGGUGCUGUUUCAAAGGCUCAUUCCUAUUCCUCUCCACACGUAGUGAAAGGACUCUCACUGAGUUUCUACGAAUCCAAGUGUCCUGAUUUGGAAUCCGUAGUCAGAAAACACCUCAAGAAGGUGUUCAAAGAGGACAUAGGCCAAGCUGCUGGCUUGCUUCGCCUUCACUUCCAUGACUGCUUUGUUCAGGGAUGUGAUGGUUCAGUGCUACUUGACGGAUCAGCUAGCGGGCCGAGCGAGCAGGAAGCACCACCGAACCUGACCCUGAGGUCGGAGGCAUUCGAGAUCAUCAACGACCUCCGUGAACUCGUUCACCAGCAGUGCGGCAGGGUCGUCUCCUGCGCUGAUAUUACCGCUCUUGCUGCACGCGAAGCUGUUUACCUGUCAGGCGGGCCUGAAUACAGUGUACCCUUGGGAAGAAGGGAUGGACUCAACUUCGCAACAACGGAAGCAACCCUAGCCAACCUCCCCGCACCGACCUCCAACACCAGCACCCUCCUCACCUCCCUCGCCACCAAGAACUUGGAUGCCACCGAUGUGGUGGCCCUCUCCGGCGGCCACACCAUCGGACGCGGCCACUGCAGUUCCUUCACCGAAAGGCUUUACCCGACUCAGGACCCAACCAUGGACCCAACCUUCGCCGAUGACCUCAAAGAAGUCUGCCCAACAGCAGAAUCCACAAGCACCACCAUGCUGGAUAUUAGGACUCCAAACAAGUUUGACAACAAGUACUAUGUUGAUUUGGUGAACAGACAAGGCUUGUUUACGUCGGACCAGGAUUUGUACACCGACAAAAGGACCAAGGACAUUGUCGAGAGCUUUGCUGAGGAUCAGGAGCUGUUCUUCGAGAAGUUCGUGCAUUCGAUGAUAAAGAUGGGGCAGUUGAGCGUGUUGACAGGCCGGAAAGGAGAGAUUCGCGCGAAUUGCUCUGUGAGGAAUUCGGACAAUGUGCAAUUGGUGUCGGUGGUUGAAGAGGACUUGGAGACCGCCGCAGAGUUAUAAGGCGGUGGUGUUUUAUGUCUUGUCUGUUUGUUCAUGUGUUUGUGUGAUUCUGUUUUGUAUAAGAAGCUCUGACAAUAAAGGAGUCUUGUAACUGAAUGACUGUGUUUCUUUCCACCUUUGAUAAUGGGUCCUUCAGCAUUGUAAUUUGAUGGUUUUGCACACCACCGAAUGUGAUGGAACUAUUUAUCAGCA
Rhododendron vialii is the source of this 1377-nucleotide messenger RNA. Its product is annotated as peroxidase 12-like. Gene Ontology annotation, biological process: hydrogen peroxide catabolic process; response to oxidative stress. Lineage: Eukaryota; Viridiplantae; Streptophyta; Magnoliopsida; Ericales; Ericaceae. The transcript has 3 exons. Gene Ontology annotation, molecular function: heme binding; peroxidase activity. The record is from RefSeq and is a predicted model, not a curated record. The coding region runs from base 97 to 1185 and encodes 362 amino acids.